GAGGAGAGAAAGAGAGAGAGGAACAGUUAAGUGGAGCUCCGGGAUCUCUGCCAGAUAACACGAACUUCCUUUAAUUUUUGGAGACAUGGAUGUCAUUAUAAAUGCGGCACGGCACACCUCGUACUCAUGAAUGUGAAGUACGCUGGUCACUUCGCCAUAACUUCGUGAAUAUCGUUACAUAACGUGUCAGCAGAGAUGAGAGAGAUCCUAGGAAUGGCGCUGGCGCUCGUUGUUCUGAGAGUUAACGGGGAAAACAUCGAUGAAGGUUUUUGUGUGGAGGGAAAAUGCUUUUCCGUCCAAACAGACAGUGCGACUUUUGAUGUGGCGCAGAAAGUCUGUCGGGAAAAAAGAGGGCAUCUGAUGACCGUACGCACCCAAAAAUCGGCUGAUGUUCUUACUAAGUUGCUGAAGGGAACUUCUGGAGACUUUUGGCUUGGGCUGAGAUAUCAGUGCUCAAACGACGGGUUAAAGGGAUACAAAUGGGUCACUGGAGAUGAUACGAGCCUCUACGUAAACUGGGAAAGCGACCGAGCGAUUUGUUCUCCACAAUGUGCAUCGGUAUCACAAAAAGUUCAGAAGUUGGCCGAAAGACCUUGCGAUGAUAGAAUCGAGGGAUAUUUGUGUGAAUAUGACAAUGCCGAUUACUGUCAGCCGCUGAGCAACGAAGCAGACGUAUUAUAUGAAAUUCCUUUGGGAUUUAAGGCAAACGAACUCCAAGAAAUUCCCAAAGGCACCAAUGCGACAUUGCCGCCGCUGAGAACGAGACACAUUUGUUUCGACGGCGUUUGGAUUCAGGCGCCUUGGAGUUGUGAGGUUUUUGGUGGUGGAUGUGAUUAUAAGUGUGGUUCGAACGGGAAAAACUUCGAAUGCAGCUGUCAGCCGGGAUUUAAACUCGACAGCAACCGAGUCACAUGCAGCAAGGAGGAACCUGAGCUGGCAUUUAAAGUUGUAAAGCCUUUCGAAGACUGCAAGCCCGGCUAUAGCAAUGAAAAUGGGGUUUGUGUUGAUGAGGACGAAUGCGUGUCUGCACCAUGCGAGCACGAAUGUAAUAACAUUGAAGGUGGUUAUGAAUGUGAAUGCUAUGAGGGAUUCAUAAAGUCGACGGAGGACAUGAGCAAAUGUAAGAUGCAGUGUACGGAAUUCCAGUGCCCAGCUGAAUGUGACCCCAACAACGACGAUCAGUGCAACUGCCCCGAUGGUUUCUUACUUGAAGAAAAAGAAAGAGAAAAAAUAUGCGUUGACCAUGAUGAAUGCGAUAGUGGUUACUGUGACCAGGAAUGUGUAAAUACACCUGGAGAUUAUGUAUGUUCCUGCAGAGAAGGAUUCAAGCUUUUGAACAAGAGUAAUUGUGUGAGAGAAGACUUUGAGGGCUCAGGAAGCUCAACACCUUUUGACAUUUUUACACCUACAAGCAGACCCCCAACCAAGAAGCCAAUAUCAAUCUCAACGGCCAGUCUUUUAGCAAUAAUGGUUGCCAUUGUUGUUUGUAUUCUUGUAUUGGUCUGCCUCGCUCACUGCAUAUUGAGACGUUAUUGUCAAAUGCACAAUUACGAUGUGCACAAAAGCCACGAAAAUAUCUACGACUUUCAACAGGUGAUCAUUGAAAAAAAUUGCACUGAACAGUCAUUCCCAAAUCGGUAUUUAAAAAGAGACACUUAAAGACAGACAUCACGCAAACUGAAAUGUAAAUAGUAGUACAUUUAUUUGACUUUAGAUGUAAACAAAUAUACAGUGUCAGAAACUUUGCACAAGUUUGAAUAAGUCAACAAUGUCAGUAUUCCUGAAUGGUGGUGUUUGAAGACAAUAAAUAUUAUAUUUUAAUGUAA
Messenger RNA from Ctenopharyngodon idella (grass carp), 1826 nucleotides. It is a transcript of the gene thbd, whose product is annotated as thrombomodulin. Gene Ontology annotation, cellular component: extracellular matrix; membrane; external side of plasma membrane. The transcript has a single exon. The record is from RefSeq and is a predicted model, not a curated record. Bases 196 to 1659 code for a protein of 487 amino acids. NCBI's taxonomy places the organism in Eukaryota, Metazoa, Chordata, Actinopteri, Cypriniformes, Xenocyprididae. Gene Ontology annotation, biological process: cell migration. Gene Ontology annotation, molecular function: transmembrane signaling receptor activity; calcium ion binding; extracellular matrix binding.